Molecule: messenger RNA, 4607 nt
Organism: Pelobates fuscus (common spadefoot toad)
Lineage: Eukaryota; Metazoa; Chordata; Amphibia; Anura; Pelobatidae
Gene: NRK
Product: Nik related kinase
Exons: 32
Coding region: 204-3932 (1242 amino acids)
Biological process (GO): protein phosphorylation
Molecular function (GO): protein kinase activity; ATP binding
Source: RefSeq, a predicted model, not a curated record
UCAGUGUGUGUUUUUCCGGGUUUCUCUGCAUGUGAAGUUUCCUGUGUUUGUCAUAGACACAUACUGUACUCCGAACUAGCCAUGGGCUGACAUGCGAAAAGAGCUUCGACAUGCUACCAUCAAAUCUGGCUUGCUUAGACUAUUAAGAGGGACGCAAAACUACUGAAAAGUUUUAAGGAUUUAUCUGAAGAAGAACCUUCGAUAUGGCAAGCAUGUCAACCACUAAAAGCCUGGACUAUAUCGACUUGGGCUCCCUACGAGACCCUGCAGGAAUAUUUGAGCUGGUUGAAGUUGUGGGAAACGGGACAUAUGGACAAGUCUAUAAGGGACGCCAUGUCAAAACAGGUCAGCUGGCCGCCAUUAAAGUAAUGAACGUCACGGAGGAAGAAGAGGAGGAGAUAAAACUUGAAAUAAACAUGCUGAAGAAAUAUUCCCAUCACAGAAACAUUGCAACGUACUACGGGGCAUUUGUGAAAAAAAGCUUUGCGGGCCAAGACGAUCAGCUUUGGCUAGUGAUGGAGUACUGUGGAGCAGGAUCAGUUACAGACUUGGUAAAAAAGACCAAAGGCAACUGCUUAAAGGAAGACUGGAUUGCAUACAUCUGUAGAGAGGUUCUAAGGGGUUUGGCUCACCUCCACGCGCACCAUGUAAUUCAUCGGGACAUUAAAGGGCAGAAUGUUCUGCUUAGUGAAAAUGCAGAGGUGAAACUAGUUGAUUUUGGUGUGAGUGCUCAGUUGGAUAGAACCAUAGGGAGAAGAAAUACUUUCAUUGGAACCCCUUACUGGAUGGCACCGGAGGUUAUAGCAUGUGAUGAGAAUCCAGACUCAACAUAUGACUACAGAAGUGACCUCUGGUCUUUGGGAAUAACUGCAAUAGAAAUGGCAGAGGGAGCACCCCCCCUGUGUGACAUGCACCCUAUGAGGGCACUGUUCCUUAUUCCAAGAAACCCCCCACCAAAACUAAAAUCUAGAAAGUGGUCAAAGAAAUGUCUUAACUUUGUUGAUAGCUGCCUUGUUAAAAAUUACACACACCGUCCUUCUACAGAAACCCUUCUUAAACAUUCAUUUGUCAGAGACAUACAAAAUGAGCGGCAGAUACGAAUCAUGCUUAAAGACCAUCUGGAUAGGACCAGAAAAAAGAAAGGGGAGAAAGAUGACAAUGGAUAUGAAUAUAGUGGAAGUGAAGAAGAUGAUGAUGAACUGAAUGAAGAGGAAGGAGAGCCAAGCUCCAUUGUUAAUCUUCCUGGUGAAUCGACUCUCCGGCGUGAGUUCUUGCGACUGCAGCAGGAAAACAAGAACAGAUCAGAUCCUCAGAGACACCAGCAAUUACAGCAGCAGCUCAAAGACCAAGAGAAAUACAAAAAACAGCUCCUGGCCGAGCGCCAGAAAAGGAUCGAGCAGCAGAAGGAACAGAGGAAGAAGUUGGAAGAUCAUCAGAAAAGGGAACUGGAGCUCAGAAAAUUGCAGGAGUUUGAUUUGAGAUGUACAGGACUUGAAGAAAUUCAGAAGAAUGAAGGGAAAGGAGUCCGGAAACAUACAGAAAAUCCGAAUUUUGCUGUCGUUGACGGAUGGAACAAAAAUGAAAGGAAACAGAAUGAAAUCCAAAGACAGAAGACAGAUGGAAUUUCUAAAGCAACAGAAGUGUCCCUACAUGUAACAAAAGUUGAGGAAACAGCAAGUCAUAAGAGGUUUCAUCGCACAUUGCCCAAGGAUCAGACUCAAUUAUUGAUUCUCCAACAUGAUCACAGGGGAAAGAAAACAGACUCACCAAAACAAAUUUCAGAUCACACACGUGUGAAUGUUAAUGUGAAUCUGGAGAUCCAAGAUAAGAAUAAAGCUGCAACUGACCUUAAGUGGACCGGUUUGAUACAUCAAGCGCACUCGAGGCUCGGAUCAGGAAGCAGUUCCAGCCCCUGCACCCCAGCAUUACCGCGAGCCCUGCUUUCAGAGACUGAAAAUCUCCGCUCCAGUAAAGACAGUCACUACAGCGGCUCCUUGUCAGACAUGGUCAUAAGUCCAUUAUCCCCAGGAAAAGAUGAUGUGUUCUGGGAUUCGCUGCAGAUUGAAGACUCCCCGCCAAAGGUUCCAGAGAGAACUACUUCUAAGUUUUACAUGAAAGACUUUCCAGGCCACCAAAGAUGUCCAUCUGGGGGUUUAAGUCCACAAUCUCAAAAGGAUCUGCCUGACAAUCGUAAAAACAACAGUUCAACUGAGAUCAGCAAUCCAAGUAACAGACCCAAACCAGGAGGAUUUAAGGAGAAUCACCCACGGCAGAAUUAUCCCCAGCAAUUCAAAAAGCCUCAAAACGCAAAUCUAGACUCACAAAAGAUUUCGAGUCCCAAUGUCUUGGCUAAAGGUAAAGACAGCAAUAACUUUCACUUGAAAGCUUCGUGUUACUCUUCCUCCAGCGAUGAGAUUGGUAGCAGCGAUGAUGAUAUCCAGCAUAAACGGCAACCACUAAGCAAUGGGAUGCUGAAUAUUGCAAGGACAAGAGGUUCAGAUGGAAUCACAGAAAAACCCCAAAUCAACAUAACCGAAAGCAAGGCGGUCGGGAAGCAGAGUUGCAGCAGUAACAGCAGUAGCAGCAGUAGCAACAGCAACCAUGGAAUUUGGAACUCCUACAAUCAAACGUAUCUGUUGCCCGAUCUCUUACAGCAGAGCCGGCCCUCAGAGACUCCAGUGAAUCUGCACAAAACACCUCAAAAAUGUCACAGACCUCUUGACAAAUCUAUUAAUGAUCAGACACCUAACAGUGAAUCAGUGCAACCCAAAAACAGUUCAUCGUCAACCACAUCAUUUAGUGCAUUUAUUGAUCCAAGGCUCCUUCAGUUUUCUCCUCCAACAAGCCCGACAAGUUCUUCAUGUAGCACAAAAGUGGAGCCUUCUCGGAGAGAAAACGCAAGGAAAGGAUCAGUUGUCAACGUUAAUCCGACAAAUAUCCGGCCUCAGAGUGACAGUCCGGAGAUUCGAAAAUAUAAGAAGAAAUUUAAUUCUGAGAUCCUGUGUGCUGCUCUCUGGGGUGUCAACCUUCUGGUGGGAACGGAAUAUGGGCUAUGGUUACUGGACCGAAGUGGACAAGGAAGAGUUUAUUCACUGAUCAGCAGACGGCGGUUCUACCAAAUGGAUGUUUUAGAAGGACUAAAUGUUCUAAUCACUAUUUCUGGCAAGAAAAAUAAACUGAGGGUUUAUUAUUUAUCGUGGUUGAGGAACAAAAUCCUGCGGAAUGAUCCAGAGGUAGAGAAACGUCAAGGCUGGGUCUCUGUGGGGGAUCUCGAAGGCUGUGUACACUACAAAGUCGUAAAAUACGAAAGGAUAAAAUUUCUUGUGAUUGCCCUGAAGAACUCAGUGGAAAUAUAUGCAUGGGCGCCAAAGCCAUAUCAUAAGUUUAUGGCUUUUAAGUCAUUCUCAUCCCUUCAACAUAAACCAUUGUUUGUUGAUCUAACUGUGGAAAAUGGACAACGAUUGAAGGUCAUAUAUGGCUCUGCGUUGGGAUUUCAUGCUAUUGAUGUUGACUCCGGUACAGUGUGUGACCUCUAUCUGCCAACACACAUCCAAGGAAACAUACACCCACAUGCAAUUAUUAUCCUGCCCAACACAAAUGGGAUGGAACUGCUGCUUAGCUAUGAAGACGAAGGAGUCUAUAUUGACACGUAUGGACGCUUUACAAAGGAAACGGUUUUACAGUGGGGCGAGAUGCCAGCUUCUGUGGCUUAUCUCCAAUCUAAUCAAGUAAUGGGUUGGGGUGAGAAGGCGAUUGAACUGCGCUCUGGGGAAACUGGAACUCUGGAAGGUGUUUUCAUGCACAAGAAGGCACAAAAGUUAAAGUUUCUGUGUGAAAGAAAUGACAAGGUUUUUUUUGCGUCAAUACAAUCUGCUGGCUGCAGUCAGAUAUACUUCAUGACCCUCGGACAAAAUAUGAUGUUUAACUGGUAAACGUACUCAAACUUUUGGUGAGGAAAAAAGGAAAGAAAGAAAAAGAAAAUACUGAAAGAGUUUAAAUCUUCCUCGUCAAUGUGCACCAUUAAUUAGUGACGAUCAGACCCACGGGUUCAUCUAUAUGACAGAUGGACUUCAUUGAUGUCCCCUUCAUUGAUGUCCCCCGAUGUGGGGGGCAAAAAAAUAAAUGUAGCAUUAAAAUAUUUAAAGGUGAUUAAUAUACUUAUUAUUUAAGAAUUUUGCACAUAUGCAUUGUAUCAGAAAUAGAUUGACUUAUUGAAAACUAGCAUUUUGUUGUGGGUGAGCCAAAAGAUGUCAAAGAGUUAAAGAAAAUGAAAAAUAUGUUUACUUAUUAUAUUAGUACUGAAUUACAAGUUAUUGCACUUUUUUCCUCAGUAUUUUUGGGUAUCGAUUAUACUCAACACUGUAAUGAACUAUUUUACUUGAAGGACAAGCAAUAUCCGUAGAAUUUAGAUUCCCAGCAUCCUGCAGUGUAAAAUAUAUUUGUAACAUAUUUUGAGUGACGUUUCAAUUAUCGUUUACAAAGCAUGAAGUAUUAAUGCGUUCUAUGUAUGUAGAUUAAAUGAUCCUGGUGAUUGUAAAUAAAGUGAUUGAAAUCUCAAGGUAAACUAGAAAAAGAAAAAAAAAACAAUUCCAGUUGAAGACUAAUGA